AUGUCUGAAGUGAAAACCCGGUCGACGGUAGACCCUCCCGCCUUUACUGCGACGACGUCUCUCUGCAAUUCAAAUCAGCAAGAUUCGGGACCUGACUCGGGUACGCUGAGGUGGGGCGUCGGCAAAUAUGUAGUCGGUGAGGGGUUGGAUGGCGCAGAGCUGGGCGCAGAGGGAGAAUUGGACGAGUUCAAGUUCCUGGGAGACCAGGCCGCGCUCGAGUUUGCAGCCGACAGCGGUCAUAGUGACAUCGUCAAUCACUUGCUCAAGCACUCCUCUUUUCCGCCGGAGCUACCCGGCGACAGGUUUCUCACCGCGCGCAAGGCUUCUGCCUCACGGAGUCGUAUGGAUCUCGGCACAUGCUUUGGCUCGCUCGGGCGUCUGGAGAGGGAGCACUUCCAACAUUGCUUGGAGCAUGGCCACCGGGAUGCGGGGAUGUACAUUCUAGAAAGGGGCGGCGAGAUCGAUGAUGCGUUUCAGAGCGCAUGCACGGGCGGCCAUCUGGAGCUCGCGAAGGAGCUCUGGGGCAUGCGCGGAGAAGGACGACUGGAUCUGGACGGCGCGUUGCGGAGCGCAUGCACGUUCGGCCGCCUAGAGCUUGUGCGGCAGCUCCUGUGCGGAGACGGACGACGGGAUCUGGAAAUGGGGCUCGUGAGAGCGGGUUGA
Messenger RNA from Fimicolochytrium jonesii, 663 nucleotides. RefSeq lists its product as uncharacterized. The record is from RefSeq and is a predicted model, not a curated record. The coding region runs from base 1 to 663 and encodes 220 amino acids. NCBI's taxonomy places the organism in Eukaryota, Fungi, Chytridiomycota, Chytridiomycetes, Spizellomycetales, Powellomycetaceae. The transcript is spliced from 4 exons.